Molecule: messenger RNA, 4364 nt
Organism: Tetrahymena thermophila SB210
Lineage: Eukaryota; Ciliophora; Oligohymenophorea; Hymenostomatida; Tetrahymenidae
Product: IBR domain protein
Exons: 10
Biological process (GO): protein linear polyubiquitination; proteasome-mediated ubiquitin-dependent protein catabolic process
Cellular component (GO): ubiquitin ligase complex
Molecular function (GO): zinc ion binding; ubiquitin binding; ubiquitin-protein transferase activity
Source: RefSeq, a predicted model, not a curated record
UUAUAAUAUAUUCUUUUGUGAUUGUUAUUUGGUCAAAAAAAGAUAUUCUUAAAACAAAAUUACCAAGUAUGAGUUAAAAAACACUGCUACAGUCCCAGGAGACCUUGUAAGAUUACUACUACAAGAUUCAUUAACAAAAAACUAGCGAGAAAAUUUAGGAUCAGUUAAAAAUUAGCCUUUAAGAAUUUAUUUAAUGUAGUUCUAAAUUUUAUUUAAUUCUUGAUGUCUAUCCAUUAUCUCAGCUAGAAUUAUUUAAAGGUUAGUUAAGCAGCUUUAAGGUUUUAAAUGAAAAAAAUAUAUCUUUAGAGCAGAUUGAUAAUAUUCUUCACUCUAAGAAUUAGAAUUUAAUAAUUGACAUGAAGUCAGAGGAGGUAGGAGCUAAGAUAUUAUUCUUAUUGUCUUUAAUGUUAAAGAAUUAGAUUUAAUUAAACAAAGUAAUAAUUUAUUGCUUUAAGUAUAGUUGCUACGCGGAUUACUUGAUAAAAUCAUUCUAAUUUUCAACAAUUAACAACAAUAUUUACUAUUUGAAUGAUUUCAAUAGUUAUAUAAAUUUAUAAGUUGUCAAGUAUGAAUUAGACUUUUAAAAAAUAGAAGAAGAUAUUAUUUAAAUGGAAAGAAAGAUAAGGCAAAUGAAUAAGUUCAACAAAUUUAAUGUUAUAAUUUUCUCUAUAGACAGUUUCCACUCCUACAAGAUUAGAAAAUAAUUACAAGUUAAUUCAAUUUUAAUUUAAAAAAUGAAUAUUUAUUGCGAAGAAAUUGAUAAAUCUUCUUUAAGAUAGCAAGAUCACUCAAACAUAUACAUAGUAAGUCAAUUAAAUCUUCUUAAAAAUUAAAAUGACAUUGUAGAUAACUGUUAUAUGGCGAUUGAUUUCGGAAUGCAGCAGCACACUUUUUUUUCAAAUAAAUUUGAUUCUUAUCAAGAAUAAAUCGUUUUUAUUUCUAAGAACGAAGCUCUAAGAAGAUAAUCUUAUUUAUCCUAAAAUUAUCCUUGCUAAUUAAUAAGAGUUUACUAGAAAUAAAAUCUAUUUAGAAGUAAUACUGAUGACUUAUCCAUUUUGAUGCUUAAAGAAGGAAAUUUGUAUAAAUACUUAUGCAAAAAAUAUAAGUUAGAUGAUCAUUUUUUUCCAUCACAAAACCAUUUUUUGAGAUUAGAUUCAGAAAAUUAAGAAAAAAGAGACUUACAUUUUACUCAUGAAUAAGAAAUUUUAUCUUCUGAUUUGUAUUAAAAGAAUUAUCUGCACUAAGAAGAUACUUUCCUUAGAAGUUUGGUUUAAAUCAAUUAAUCAAUAAUCAAUAAAGAGUCUUUUGACGCAGAGAAAAAUAUAGUAUUUUCUCUUUUAUAAAAUCACAUUUGGUCUAAAGAUGGAAAUAUAUAUACAAUUACAAAUUUUAGAAAUUAAAUAUUAGCAGAUGAAAAGAAAUCAAAAUAACAAAUUGUGUGUCAAAAAUAGUUCUUAAAUACAUUAAUAUCAAAUAUUAUCAGCAUCCCUUGUGAACCUAUAUCAUCUCUCAUAUAAAAGUAUAUCUAAGCAUUCCCAUAAUCUCUAUUUGUCUUUUCAGGAAAUAAGCAAAAGGGUUAUGUGAAUGUAGAAACUGGUGAAUAUUUAAAAGUUUCGAUUCAGAGUCCACUCAAAAUAUAUUCAGAAUAUCCUACUUUGAUCAUAGUUCACUAUAUGCUUUAAAUAGGAGAAGAAAUUUUCAUUUAAGAUUACACUAAAGUUGAUGUUUAAGAAAUACCAGAUUAAUUAAGACAAAAAAUUAUUUAAUAUAUUGAAAACUUUAAAGUAGAAUAAAUAAAACAAUACUUCGAUAUAAGCACUCUUCUCUUUGAUACUAUUUGGGUAAAUUCAGGAGAAUUAAUAAAUGCUUUUCAAGAGUAGUAUAAUUGCAUAGUUAAAGCAGAUCCUAUUUUCGAUUCAAUAACUGUUUGUAAUAUAAUUUGCAAGAAUGAUGAACAAUAUACUCCAGAGUAGAAAAUUGAAGCAUUUGAACUAAUCCUCAAUUCCUCUAAAAAUUCGCUUAUUAAUGAAAAAAUAGAAUUUGACUAUUAUAAUAAUGCUAAGUUGUGCUUAAAGAAAGGAGGUAUUAUCGAGAGGAUUAUUAAAAAUCACGAAUGCUUCACAUUUUAGAUUGAUAACGUUCCAGUUAGUAUGAGUAUGGAAAAGCUAAGUGAGUGGAUUAAUGAAUAUAGUGAUAUUAUUAGCAUAAAACCAGUUGAUAAGCCAAAAGACGAAAUUAGUUUGCAAUAAAAUAGUUAAAGAGGAAUUUGUUAUAUUAUUUCAGUAGAAGAUUAGAGUGAUGUUAACUUUUUUAUUGAUGUUUUUGAUGAAACUGAAAUGGAUAAUAAUAUUAUAAAGAUUAAAAAAAUUUAAAAUAACUUAAAAAAUAAAUAAAUGAUUGACGGAAUGAAGUUUACGGAUGAGUGCAUAGGAGUACGUAUAAAGUGGUAUAAUUUAAAAUGUGAAGGACCUGCUUUAAUAGAAUAUGAAGAUUAAAUAAAAUGUUAAGAAGCUUGGGAAAUUCUUUCAAAGGAAAAAAGCUUCAGCAGAAAAGACAAUACCACAAUUUAAUAUAAAUAUUGUAAAGGAGGAGUAAACUUUAACAAUGAAGUAGAUUGGAUGGAAUAUCUAGUUAAAAAAUGUAAGCUACAGCCUACUAAAAUUUAAAUUAACAGAGAGAAAAAGCCUGAUCAUUUAAAACAAGAAAAUUUUGUUAAAUAUAUCAUUAAAAAUAAUAUUACUCCUAAUUGUUAGUUGUUAAACUUAAAUAGCUAUGCUGAGACAUCCAAAAAAUCAGCAAAAGUACAACUCUUACUUGAAUCUGAUAUUAAAAAAGUAGUUGAGAAAUACCAUGAAACUUAAAAUGUAAUUGGUUGUACUAAAUGCUUUAUAUCACCCUUUUAUUACUAUACCCAUCAGAUAGAUAGCUCUAUAAGAAAUUACAUUAAGCAUGCCCUAGAAAAUGACUAGAAAAUUAAUUUAGCAAUUCAGCAAAAAAAAUGCAAAGUGUCAUUUUUAGCUUAAGAAAGCGAAGUUGGUUAAAGGUUUGAGGUCAUAAGAAUAAAGGCUAAAGAUAUUAAUUUAUUCUAAGCUUUUAAAUAGAAACUUAUUACCUAUAUUGAAGGAGGCUAGAUAAUAAUUUAAAAAGAAAAGUAUAGUAUAAAUAAAUUGUAAUCUCCUGAAGGAAAACUAUUCAUAAACGAUAUGAAUACCCUCUUCAAUUGCUAUAUUAAAGUAAGUGGAUAGGUAACAACUGAAGGAAAUUAUAUAAUAUAUGUCUAUGGUUUAAAUGAGGAGUAAUUAAGUUAGCUUCAAUAGAAAAUAGAAAAUAUGCUUGGAAUGAAUUCAAAACUCAUUAUUUAACUGAAUGAAGAGGAAUUUAAAGCUGCUUCUAAAUUACUUGUCUUUGAAGAUAUCAAAUAAGAAUUUUCUAUAGAUUAAAUUUACUUGAAUAAAGCUAAGCGAUAACUUGUUGUUGAGGGCAUAGAGUAGAAUAUCAAUAAAUUUAGAGAAGAAUUUUCAUUUAUGAUGUAAAAUUUAUCCAAAAUGAAAGAGCAAAAUAAUAUAAAAGGAGAAAAGUAAAGUGAUAAGAAUUAGUUGAAAUUUCAAUCACCUCAAUGUGAAAUUUGUCUAAUGGAUAUGGAUGUCGCCUAUAGGUUGCAAGCAUGCAGACAUAAAUUUUGUUAACCGUGUAUAAACUUGUAUUUAAUAGACUGCUUAUCAAAUAUAUAAUAAUUUCCUCUAAAAUGCCCUAAGUGCUUAUAAGAAAUGGUCAUAUAAGAUCUAGUCCGUUUACUUAGUGAAUAGUAAUGGUAGAAACUAACUAAUCUCUCUUUAAAUAAAUAUGUUUCAGAAAAUGGUUCUUCAGCAUAAUUUUGCUUUACCCCUAAUUGUGUGUAUAUUUAUGAUCCUCAUUAACAGAAAUAUAGAUGCCCAAUAUGUAAUGUAUUUUAUUGUAUUCCAUGUAAAAAACCAAAUCACCCGGGUUUAACAUGCAGUGAAGCUUAGCUAGGAAUAGAUAUCCUAUUUAAAAAUUAUAUGCUUGAAGCCGAUGCAAGAUAUUGUCCUAAUAAAGCUUGUGGUGCUAUUCUUAUGAAAAUAGAUGGUUGUAAUAAGGUUGAAUGCAGAAAUUGUCAUAAAGCAAUAUGUUGGCAUAAAAAAUGCAUGAUUCCAUUUAAUACAGCUGAUGAAUGUUAUAAUCACUUAAGAAAUCUUCAUGGAGGCUAUUAUGAUUGAACAUAAAGAAAGAUUGCUAAUUAACUAAAUUAUAUUUUAAUUAUUUAGAGUACUAAAAUAAAACUUUAAAGCUUGAAUUUUAUUUAUAUGAUUUUGAAAUUAAAGUUUAAAAGCAUUGAAAAAUUAACA